This is a messenger RNA of Hordeum vulgare subsp. vulgare (domesticated barley), 1650 nucleotides long. RefSeq names its product formin-like protein 15. The record is from RefSeq and is a predicted model, not a curated record. Bases 88 to 1650 code for a protein of 520 amino acids. NCBI's taxonomy places the organism in Eukaryota, Viridiplantae, Streptophyta, Magnoliopsida, Poales, Poaceae. The transcript has 4 exons.
UGCGCCAAGCCCAGCGAGGAAGAAGAGAAGGGAACUCGCUCGCGCUCCGCUGCAGCAGCGAACCCCGCGCCGCAGCGAACCCGAUCGAUGGCCUCCGCUGCGGCGUCGCGGCCCCCGGCCCCGCCGCCGCCGCCUCCCUCGCCCCCGCCGUCGGCCGCGAUGCAGUGGCUCGCCCUGCGCGUCUCCUUCAGCCUCGAGGACGCCGGCGGGUGUGGCGGCGGCAGGGACGCUGCGGGGGGCGGGGGAGCCAGCGCCGACUUCGAGUUCCUCCUCGCCGGCUGCUCCGCCGUGUCCACCAUGCUCCCCGCCGACGAGCUCUUCUCCGGGGGCAAGUUCGUCCCGCUCUGCCUCCCAUCUUCCUCGGAGGCCGCGGCGGCGGCCACCCGGCCUCCGCUGGCCCCGGCGCUGACAACGCAGCAACCCGAGAGGGCGAGGUCGGAGGAGACGCCGAGGGCGGAGGCGGCCAAGGAUGCGGUGGUGGAGGCGGAGCAGGCAACGGAGGAGCCUAAGGAUCCGGCCAGGAGGUGGAGGGACCUGCUGCGGAUGCGGAAGCAGCAGGAGUCGGCGUCGUCGUCGUCUUCCUCCUCUUCCUCGACGGAGACCAAGCCGCUCCGCCGCCUCCUCCGCCGCGGGCCGAAGCCGCUGGAGCAGGAGCCGUCCCUCAGCCUCCCCCUCCUCCGCGACCCCAACGACGCCGACAUGCCGCCCGCGUCGGCUCCAACUCCAUCACCGACCCCGCCGCCUCCCGUGAGCACGUCGCAGCACCAGUUGCCGCCGAAGAUCCGGCUCACGGCAGCGCAGGCGGCGGUGGCGGGCACCGUGAGCCCGCGACGACGCCACCAGGAGCAGGAGCUGCCCACGACGCGGACUCGCGCGCGACGUCCCUCUCCUCUCCCUCACCGCACACGACUCCCCAGCGCAGACCCUCGCGAGGCGAGGCCGGAGAAGGCCGGGGCGAGGUGGAUCCGCGUUGGGGUCAACAGAUCCCAGCGGCUCGAGCUCGGAUCUGGCCAGAGACGGGGGCGAGGUGGCCAACGGCGGAGCUUUGAGCUCGGGCUCCCAUGGCAGCAGCCUCGCAGCAGGGAAGAAGGAGACCGAGAUGGUAUGCAUGCACGGGGUGUUGACUUGUUAGUAUCAUGCAUAAUUUCUCCCAAAACACAUCAUGCCCCCGAUUCCCUCCCCCAGCCGGCGCCGUCGGAGCAUGCGGUGGCGGUCGCGCCCGGCCGACGAAGGCUGUUGGUGCUGGCUAGGCCCCCUCAACGGUCUCCCUUCGCACGGAGCGGGACGUCGUGUGGGGCAGCCAUGGAGGUGGGGUGGCCGGCGGCGUGUUUCACGGGAAGGUGGAGUGUGAGAGCCACUGGAGCAGAGCGGGGAGCAUGGAGGGAAGGUGGAUUCUCGCGACAUGUGUUGCAGGGUGGUGGCCGAGGUUGGUGCACAGGUUCUGCUUGUGACGGCGGCGCGAGCCCAAACAUGGACGCGGCGGCGCCAAGGAGGUCGUGCCAUGAAGGAUACCAGCGGGCAGUGGGCGGUCGUUUGCCUCCGUGCAAGGGGCGCUCGGUGUUGCCUCGAGAGAGCUGGCGCUCGGGAGUGCUCGGAGGUGCUGUUCAGAUCCGAUCUGGUGGCAGUCCCCUGGUUGGGGAGAUCAAUUGA